AAGAUAUCCUGUGUCAGCUACCAGGUGCUGGAUUACAAAUUCUACACAACCAAAAUGGUGUGGGAAUUAUGGGUGAAGUGUUUGGAUCUCUGCACUGCAUGAAGGAUGUGUUUUGACUGUGUUCCUGCUGAGGAUGCUCCAAAUGGAAUGUUCUCCAUAUGCUGCACACCUCUAUGACGCAGAAAACCCUCGGACACCUCUAAGAAGCCUCCCAGGGCUCUGCUUUGACUACUGCUCCAAGUUUCAUUCCAACUGCCGCUCUGCCAUCCGCCUGCUGACGCGCGACAAGCACAUCCAAGAAUGCUGCGAGACAAACAGAACACGCUUCUGCAGCCUCCUCCAGCUGCACGACGAGGACUACUGCUUCCCCAACGUGCUGAGGAACACGGCCCUCAACUACAACCUGGGCUCCGUGGUGGAGGACCAGGGAGGCUGUAUCCAGCUCUGCCUGAGGGAGGUUGCCAACGGCCUGCGGAACCCGGUGCUCAUGGUGCAUCCCAACGACCGCUCCCACCGCCUGUUCGUGGCCGAGCAGGUGGGCGUCGUCUGGGUCUACCUGCCCGAUGGCAGCCGGCUGGAGGAGCCCUUUCUGGAUAUUAAAAGGAUAGUGCUGGCUACGCCAUGGCUAGGGGAUGAGAGGGGCUUUCUGGGGAUGGCUUUUCACCCCAAGUACAAGUACAAUGGGAAGUUUUAUAUCUAUUACUCAUACAUGGAUAAGAACCGAGUGGAAAAGAUCAGGAUCAGUGAAUUGAAGGUUUUGGCGUCCGAUGCCAACAAAGCUGAUCCACGCUCUGAAAGGAAUCUUUUGGAGCUUGACGAACCAGCUGCAAAUCAUAACGGUGGGCAGCUGCUCUUUGGUGUGGAUGGCUAUAUGUAUCUAUUCACAGGGGAUGGAGGGAAAGCUGGAGACCCUUUUGGAAAAUUUGGAAAUGCUCAGAACAAGAGUACUUUGUUGGGGAAAGUUUUGAGGAUCGAUGUGGAUGGAAAAAGUCCUGAUGGCAAGCCUUACCGCAUCCCUCCUGACAACCCAUUUGUGUCUGAUCCCAAGGCCCGCCCUGAGGUUUAUGCUUAUGGGGUCAGGAACAUGUGGCGCUGUGCAGUUGACAGAGGAGACCCUGUCACAAAAAAGGGAAGAGGGAGGAUAUUCUGUGGGGAUGUCGGGCAGAACCGGUUUGAAGAAAUUGACCUGAUUGUUAAAGGAGGGAACUACGGCUGGAGAGCAAAGGAGGGAUUUGAAUGCUACGACACAAAGCUUUGCCACAAUUCCUCUUUGGAUGACAUUCUCCCAAUAUUCGCAUAUGGCCGCAGUGUGGGGAAGUCAGUUACUGGAGGUUAUGUCUACAGAGGAUGCGAAUCGCCCAACUUGAAUGGCCUUUAUAUUUUUGGUGAUUUCAUGAACGGUCGACUUAUGGCUUUACAGGAAGAUGAGAAGACAAAUAAGUGGAAGAAGCAGGAUAUCUGCAUUGGCAGCACAACAGCUUGUGCUUUCCCUGGGAUGAUCAGUUCUUACAGCAAAUUCAUCAUCUCAUUUGCUGAGGAUGAAGCAGGUGAGCUGUAUUUUAUGUCUACUUCUUAUCCCAGUGCCUAUGCACCACAUGGAUCGCUCUACAAGCUUAUUGAUCCUGCAAGGAGAGCUCCACCUGGGAAGUGUAAAUACAAGCCUGUUCCAGUGAAAACAAAGAGUAAGCAGAUACCGUUUGUUCCACGUGCAAGUAAGUUGUCAGGCUUUGAUUUUACUGAGAAGCAAAACAUACAGCCAUCUUUCCAGGAUGUGACUGGCAUCUUUAGCAGUCUUAAAAACUAAAGCACUGAGCAGGACCAAUCUUGAAGUUUGGCUAUCACAUUUAACCUGUGCUUCUGCCAUCUACGAGAUGCCAUGCUUUUUCUUAAUCCCAGUCUCUGUUUUCUUUUCUCCUGAGUGUUGCCAAAUAGUAAUGUACAUGGGCAUCACAAGGGAACUGAUGGCUUUGAGUCAGGUGUUAGAUUAGGUCUGGGAAGUUCUGAGAGCUUAUGCCUGACUCUGUGACAACCUCCUUGAAUCAAAUAAUCCCCUCUCUGUACCUCUAGGGGAGUCAAUCUUCCUUCCUUCUGGCCAUCAUCUGUCUUAAAGUCUCAUGCAACUAGGGCAGGAGUUCCAUCUUGAGUAGAAAUGGUGUUUAGCAAGUUGAGGUUAUCUCGUCUGGGAUUUCCAGAUAUUAGUGUAAUAUGAAAAAUUUGUAUCAUUAAGUCUGCCAAAAAAGGGUGCAAGGUUUCAUCAUACUCUGCCUGGAAGUAACUUUCCUUAAAUAUACAUUCAUAAUUUCUAAAAUUAAACAUUUUAUUUCCAAGAAAACCAAGGGUCUUUUGAUGGAAGAAGAGAGCUUUAUAGUGUGCAUUUCUUCUUUCAGAAUGUCAGCUAUUUUUCUUAACUGUAGC
Messenger RNA from Chiroxiphia lanceolata (lance-tailed manakin), 2415 nucleotides. It is a transcript of the gene HHIPL2, whose product is annotated as HHIP like 2. Bases 134 to 1804 code for a protein of 556 amino acids. The transcript has 9 exons. The record is from RefSeq and is a predicted model, not a curated record. NCBI's taxonomy places the organism in Eukaryota, Metazoa, Chordata, Aves, Passeriformes, Pipridae.